This is a messenger RNA of Rhopilema esculentum, 2000 nucleotides long. The record is from RefSeq and is a predicted model, not a curated record. NCBI's taxonomy places the organism in Eukaryota, Metazoa, Cnidaria, Scyphozoa, Rhizostomeae, Rhizostomatidae.
UUUUGUUGUUGUCGUUGUAUACAUUUACCAUAGACAGAAAAAAAUUGUAAUAUCAUGACAUUUAUGAAUGUAAAAUCGGUUCUAUUUCAGUAAAGUUUAGUAAAAGACAGGACACAAAAAAGCUUGAGGAAAAUGAGCAAAUUCUCGAAAGCUGUAUCUCAAAUUCUCCAUGGCAACAAACUUACCAGAUCUGACCCAUUUAUUAAUGGGACAUGGAUGAAAUGCAAGAAGACUUUUCCAGUGUAUUCUCCAUCGACUGGUGAGCAUCUUAUUGAUGUUGGCGAUGUUGAAGAAGAAAAUGUCCAGCUCGCAAUCAACGCAGCAGCUAAUUCUUUAAAGGACUGGAGCAUGCUAAGUGCAAAAGAGCGUGGAGCUCUCUUGAAUAUGUUCCAUGAAAAUGUUAUGAGCCACAGAGAGCCAUUGGCACAGAUCAUGUCAGCAGAAUGUGGUAAAACCAUCAAGGAGACAAAGCUGGAAGUUGAUUAUGGUGCUUCAUUUUUGCAGUGGUUUGGUGAAGAAUCCAAGCGAAUAUAUGGUGAUUUGAUUCCAGCUGCAAACAACAAGAGCAGAAGAUUUGUUUUGAAAAGGCCAGUUGGUGUUGUAGGGCUUAUUACUCCAUGGAACUUUCCAUUGGCAAUGAUUACCAGAAAACUAGGAGCUGCCAUGGCUGCUGGUUGUACUUCAGUUAUUAAACCAUCAGAGGAAACUCCAUUAACAGCCUUAGCUUUGGCUGCCAUUGCAGAGGAAAGUGGCAUUCCAGCUGGUGUUGUCAAUGUACUUACAUGUUCAAGGGAAAGCACCCCAAUGGUAGGAGAUCAACUUUGUGAUAGUCAGACAGUACGCAAGAUUUCCUUUACUGGCUCUACAGCAACUGGUAAGCUCCUUCUUAAGAAAUCAGCUUCCAAUGUCAAACGAUUGUCAUUGGAACUUGGUGGAAAUGCCCCUUUCAUCAUAUUCAACUCUGCAGAUAUCAGCCAGGUUGUCAAUGCAGCACUUUUAGCCAAAUUUAGAGGUAAUGGUCAAACAUGUAUUGCUGCUAAUCGCUUUCUUGUCCAAGAGGAAAUUCAUCCAAAGUUUAUUGAAGAAAUGAAAAAAGCUGUGAACAGCCUUGUUGUGGGUGAUCCGUUUGAUCAAGAUACAAAUGUCAGCUCACUGAUAAAUGAAGCAGCUUUGAAAAAGGUGGAGACUCAUGUCCAGGAUGCAAUCAGUAAAGGGGCUGUGCCGCUUGUUGGCUGUGAACGACAUCCUCUAGGCACGAACUUUUACAAACCCAGUAUUAUUGAUGGCUGUGAUGAGACAAUGCUUGUCAUGAAAGAAGAAACAUUUGGGCCAGUUAUAUCUGUAAUGAAGUUUAAUUCUGAAGAAGAUGCUAUCGGCUUUGCAAAUAGCUCACAAAAUGGUCUGGCAGGUUAUGUUUUUUCACAAAACAUGGAUCAAGUCUUCAGGUUGUCUGAAAACAUUGAAGUAGGGAUGUUGGGAAUAAAUGAUAGUGCUAUUUCAAGUGAAAUGAUUCCAUUUGGUGGAAUCAAAGAGUCAGGCAUUGGCCGGGAGGGAUCAAAGUAUGGUAUAGAUGAAUAUCUCGACUUAAAGUUUGUCUCUCUUGGAGGACUAAAAUAGGUAGUCCAACAUUUUUUUGAUCCUAUUUUCUAAUAUUUGUAUACCCCUUUUGAUAAUGACCCUUUCCUAUUCUCACCCAUUAUUUGAAUAUGUUGCCAUCAGUAUUCUAAAUUGAAUAUUUCUUUAAAAAGAUAUUUGGUCAAACUUUGAGACAGUAUCCCAAAUACAGAAAUUCACAUCUCUUAAAAUUAAUGCAUUGUUGUUAUAAUACUAAACAAAAAGGUUCACCAUUUUGAAAAUGCCUACAAUGCAUGCAUUUUUAUCAUAAAGUAAAUAUAGUAAUGUUUAUUGUAAUGGAAUAUUCCUGGCUAUGAUAUUAUGCCAAUAUAAAAUAAUAACUUGCCAUGCUUAAAAGUGAGCAAUUAAAGUCUUUUCUCUCACUG